Molecule: messenger RNA, 1065 nt
Organism: Elephantulus edwardii (Cape elephant shrew)
Lineage: Eukaryota; Metazoa; Chordata; Mammalia; Macroscelidea; Macroscelididae
Gene: HRH2
Product: histamine receptor H2
Exons: 1
Coding region: 1-1065 (354 amino acids)
Biological process (GO): chemical synaptic transmission; G protein-coupled receptor signaling pathway, coupled to cyclic nucleotide second messenger; gastric acid secretion
Cellular component (GO): dendrite; membrane
Molecular function (GO): G protein-coupled serotonin receptor activity; histamine receptor activity; neurotransmitter receptor activity
Source: RefSeq, a predicted model, not a curated record
AUGGCGGCCUGUAAUGACCCAACCUUCUCUGCUUCUAAGAUCACCAUCUGCGUGUUACUCAUAAUCCUCAUCCUCAUCACCGUUGCUGGCAAUGUCAUUGUCUGCCUGGCUGUGGGCCUGAACCGCCGGCUCCGCACCCUGACCAACUGCUUCAUUGUGUCCUUGGCCAUCACUGACCUGCUCCUUGGCCUCCUGGUGCUGCCCUUCUCUGCCAUCUACCAGCUGUCCUGCACUUGGACCUUUGGCCAGAUCUUCUGCAACAUCUAUACGAGCCUGGACGUGAUGCUCUGCACGGCCUCCAUCCUCAACCUCUUCAUGAUCAGCCUUGAUCGGUACUGUGCCGUCACUGACCCACUCCGCUACCCUGUGCUCGUUACCCCCAUCGGGGUCGCUAUCUCCCUGGUCUUCAUCUGGGUUAUCUCCAUCACCCUGUCCUUCCUGUCUAUCCACCUGGGGUGGAAUAGCAGGAACAGGACCACCAGUAACAACCAGACCACCUCUAACUGCAAAGUCCAGGUCAAUGAGGUGUACGGCUUGGUGGACGGGCUCGUGACCUUCUACCUCCCUCUGCUCAUCAUGUGCAUUACCUACUACCGCAUCUUCAAGAUCGCCCGGGAGCAGGCCAAGAGGAUCAACCACAUCAGCUCCUGGAACGCAGCCACCAUCAAGGAGCACAAAGCCACAGUGACCCUGGCGGUUGUGAUGGGGGCCUUCAUUGUGUGCUGGUUCCCCUACUUCACCGUGUUUGUUUACCGUGGGCUCAGAGGUGAUGAGGCCAUCAAUGAGGUCAUUGAAGACAUUGUUCUGUGGCUGGGCUAUGCCAACUCAGCCCUGAACCCCAUCCUGUAUGCUGCAUUGAACAGAGACUUCCGCAUGGCGUACCAGCAGCUCUUCUGCUGCAGGUCUGCUGGCCACAACUCCCAGGACACGUUUCUGAGAGCCUCCAACUCUCAGAUAUCCAGGAGUCAAAGCAGAGAGCACAAGGGGCAGGAAGACAAGCCCCUGAAGCUGCAGGUGUGGUGUGGAAACGAGGUUACAGCCCCACAAGGAGCCACAGACAGGUAA